Messenger RNA from Amyelois transitella, 544 nucleotides. RefSeq names its product rutC family protein C23G10.2. The coding region runs from base 93 to 518 and encodes 141 amino acids. The record is from RefSeq and is a predicted model, not a curated record. Lineage: Eukaryota; Metazoa; Arthropoda; Insecta; Lepidoptera; Pyralidae. The transcript is spliced from 3 exons. Gene Ontology annotation, cellular component: cytosol. Gene Ontology annotation, molecular function: deaminase activity.
UACGAAUAUAAUUAGUUGCGAGAUCAGUUGUUGUCAUAAACGCGAACAAAGCGACCGUUUUAUAAUAAAAUAGUUUGUAUUGUUAUUAAAAAAUGUCUCAAAAAGUGACAAAAACUAUUGUUUCUACGAUCAAGACUUAUAGACCGGUUGGUCCGUACAGCCAAGCGGUCUUAGCAGACAGAACCCUUUACGUCUCCGGGGUUCUAGGGCUGGACACGACCUCCAAACUCGUCCAGGGUGCGGGUGCUCAGACCAGACAGGCCCUGGACAACCUGAGGCACAUCCUGGAGGCAGGAGGGGCGUCGCUGGAGUCAUGUGUCAAGACCACCAUACUAUUGGCGAAUUUGGAUGACUUUGCUGAAGUCAACAAAAUUUAUGGAGAAUAUUUCACCAAGAACUACCCGGCGCGUGCUACGUAUCAGGUGGCGAGGCUGCCGUUAGGUGCAGCCAUCGAGAUUGAAGCCGUUGCCCUUAGCGGGGACCUUGUUAUCAACGAAUCUACCAGCGCGCGCGUUUAAUACAAUAAAAUAAAUUACAACUCAAA